AUGGGGAAAGGAGGAGAGUUGAGCGAAGGAGUGUUGAAGAAGAUCGUUCUGUCAUACACUUACGUGGCCAUAUGGAUAUUCCUUUCGUUUAACGUGAUAGUGUACAACAAGUAUAUUCUGGAUCGGAAGAUGUACAACUGGCCAUACCCGAUUUCUCUAACCAUGAUUCAUAUGAGCUUUUGUUCGUCCUUGGCUUAUCUUCUUGUUCGGGUGUUUAAGGUUGUCGAGCCUGUGACUAUGUCUUGGGAUAUGUAUAUCAAAUCCGUCGUACCCAUCGGGCUGCUUUAUUCUGUGUCUCUUUGGCUUUCGAAUUCGGCUUAUAUUUAUCUCUCUGUGUCAUUUAUUCAAAUGCUUAAGGCACUUAUGCCGGUGGCGGUUUAUUCGAUUGGUGUGAUUUUCAAGAAAGAGACUUUCAGAUCGGAGACGAUGACGAAUAUGAUUUCGAUCUCAAUUGGGGUUGGCGUGGCUGCUUAUGGAGAGGCCAAAUUUGACACAUGGGGAGUGAUUCUUCAAUUGGGUGCUCUGGCUUUUGAGGCUACAAGGCUUGUUAUGAUCCAGAUCUUGCUAACUUCUAAGGGAAUUACUCUUAAUCCUAUUACAUCCCUCUAUUAUGUUGCUCCCUGCUGCUUGGUUUUCCUGGUUUUCCCGUGGAUUUUCGUCGAGUUUCCUAUCUUGAAGGAGACCUCCAGCUUCCAUUUUGAUUUUCUGAUUUUUGGGACCAAUUCUUUCUGCGCAUUUGCGCUGAAUCUUGCCGUGUUCUUGCUCGUUGGAAAGACCUCUGCAUUGACUAUGAAUGUAGCUGGCGUGGUUAAAGACUGGCUCUUGAUUGCAUUUUCCUGGUCCGUGAUUAAGGACACUGUUACUCCAAUCAAUCUGUUUGGGUAUGCAUUGGCCUUCUUGGGUGUGGUGUAUUAUAAUCACUCGAAGUUGCAGGCGCUCAAGGCCAAGGAAGAGCAAAAGAAAGCUCAGCAAGCUGACGAGGAGUCUGGAAAAUUGUUGGCAGAAAAAGAAGAAAAUAAUGGCACAAGUAAAAAUGAUUCACUGAAUUGA
This is a messenger RNA of Fraxinus pennsylvanica, 1050 nucleotides long. NCBI's taxonomy places the organism in Eukaryota, Viridiplantae, Streptophyta, Magnoliopsida, Lamiales, Oleaceae. The record is from the annotation of a GenBank genome assembly.